GCCUGUCGAUAAAAAAACCAAACAUAAAACCAUCCUAAAAUUGUCACACUUACUAAAACACGUGGACUUCUUUUAGUGUGUUGUUUGUCGUUUUAUGAGGCUUUAUCUUCAAUUAUUGUAGCGUUUCUUUUUUUCAAACAAUCUAAUUUAGACCAGACACGCGAAUCUUCCUGAUACAUUGAGUUGGCAGCGCGCGGACGUGAGAGGCUAAAAUAGUUAAAAUAAUCCUCCAACCAAGCAUAAAUUUUUUUAAAAUAAUCCCACACCACCUUUUUGAAAAUAUGAGUAAACGACCAGGUGAAGGAUGUUCACGGAAAAAUGCUGACGCGGGGCGGAAGCACGACGCCGACGCCGACCAGUCCUCUCCCAUCAUCGCUGCAUUCAAAGUUUUCCAGCAGGAACUCGACACCAAACACGACAAACAUGAGCAUCUGAUUAAGAUCAGCCGAGACAUCACUAUUGAAAGCAAGAGGACUAUUUUUCUUCUGCACCGAGUGACCAACGUACCGAAUGCAGAGAGUAUUCUGAAUGAAGCAGAGGUGAAAUUGGAUGCAGUCAGACAGAAGAUUGGUCAGAUUGCUGAAGCGCUGAGGGGAGAAGACCUUUAUCAGUUCCACAGAGCAUUCACUGCUGGCAUUCAGGAAUACGUGGAGGCCGUCUCUUUCCUGCACUACAUCCGCCAUCGCAGCCUCAUCAGCCUGGAGGAGAUCAACGCCAGGCUGGUGUUCAUGAGAACGGAGAGCGAAGAUCCUGAGGACUCGGCCGAAGCGCCGCCCGCGGGGUCGCAGGUCGUCACCUUCCACGUGACCCCGGCCGACUACCUGCUGGGCGUGGCCGACCUGACGGGGGAGCUGAUGCGGAUGUGCAUCGGCAGCGUGGGCAACGGCGACAUCGACACGCCCUUCCAGCUCAGCCAGUUCCUGCGGCAGAUCCACGACGGCUUCUCCUACAUCGGGAACACGGGCCCGUACGAGGUGUCCAAGAAGCUGCACACGCUGCGGCAGAGCCUGGCCAAGGUGGAGGACGCCUGCUACACCCUGCGGGUGCGCGGCUCCGAGAUCCCCAAACACAUGCUGGCUGACGUGUUCUCCAGCCGGACGGCGCUCAUCGACCCCGAGGAAGGAGUGGUUUAACCCCGCUCAGCCUCGGUUCCUCUGCUGAUGUUUCACCCCGGUGUCAUUGUCUCCUUUGGGUUUCCUCCUUUUUUUGAAGUUCGUAUUUGCAUUUUUAAUGCCGUUUGACAGACGUUUCAUAUGUUUCCCGUGUCGCUUGUUAAUUUUGUUUUUAUUGCUACAAUAACAGCAGCCUCACAAUAGACAAUGGACUUUUUUUUUUCUCCCUCUUUGAUAAAGAUCUGAUGACUUCAGUUGGUUUGCAUGAAUAAAAGUGGUGUUC
Salarias fasciatus (jewelled blenny) is the source of this 1395-nucleotide messenger RNA. It is a transcript of the gene tsnax, whose product is annotated as translin-associated factor X. The transcript has 6 exons. NCBI's taxonomy places the organism in Eukaryota, Metazoa, Chordata, Actinopteri, Blenniiformes, Blenniidae. Gene Ontology annotation, molecular function: sequence-specific DNA binding. The record is from RefSeq and is a predicted model, not a curated record. Bases 282 to 1133 code for a protein of 283 amino acids.